Messenger RNA from Hibiscus syriacus, 1745 nucleotides. Its product is annotated as protein CHUP1, chloroplastic-like. Lineage: Eukaryota; Viridiplantae; Streptophyta; Magnoliopsida; Malvales; Malvaceae. Gene Ontology annotation, biological process: chloroplast organization. Bases 176 to 1681 code for a protein of 501 amino acids. The record is from RefSeq and is a predicted model, not a curated record. The transcript is spliced from 5 exons. Gene Ontology annotation, cellular component: chloroplast outer membrane.
GUUUAUUCUUACAAUACCAUAGUUCAUGUGUAACUUUGAGCAUAUACUAUCUGUAGCUGUCUAAUAUUAGCAUGUUUGAAUUAAGAUGGAAGAUGAUUAUGAAGAGGACUUUAUAAUCUCGCUUUACCCGAAUCGUUGAGUGAUAUUGUCGGAAUUGGAAGUUACAAUUGUUGUGAUGUCUAAAGAAAAGAGAGAUUUAAGGCUUCUUUUACUCAAAAUUGGGGUGGUUGUUGCCAUCUCUUCCGCUGGAUUGCUUUAUGCUCGAUUUAGGACCCGAAAGACCAAACGGCAUUUGCCUUCUCCACCUCCAUCACGGCGUGUUUCAGAUUGUUGCAGUGAGGCUGAUGAUUGCGGUGAAGACGAUGCUUCGGACUUAAGGAUGGCACCAGCUUCUGAUCCUGAAGAAAUAUCGGUUGAAAAGGAUGACGAUGAGCUAGAGAUCAAGCGCCUUAGAAAUAUGGUAAGAAUGCUUCGCGAGAGGGAGAGGAAUCUCGAGGCCCAGCUGUUGGAAUAUUAUAGCCUUAAAGAACAAGAGGCAGUGGUUAUGGAGCUCGAAAACCAGCUGAAGAAAAACAAUAUGGAGGCCAAGCCUUUCACUCUCAAGAUUGCGUCCUUACAGUCGGAAAACCAGAGAUUAGAAAACCAAGUUGCCGAUCAUUCAAAAGUCGCAGUCGAGCUUCAGGCUACUAAAUCGAGAAUUGAAGUGCUUAAGAAGAAACUUAGGAAAGAGGCUGAGCAGAAUAGAGAGCAGAUUCUAAACGUUCAAAAGAGGGUUGCUAAAUUAAAAGAGGAAGAACUCAAGGCUCCCGUGGAUAAUCAUGAUAUCCAAUCAAAUUCUAAAAGGCUAAAGGUUUUGGAAGGCGAGGCAGAAGAGUUGAGGAAAUCUAAUACAAGGUUGCAGAUAGAAAAUACUGAACUGGCUCGGAAGUUGGAAUCAACCCAAAUCCUAGAAAAUUCAGUUUUGGAGGAUCCUGAGUUAGAAGCAAUAAACAAAACACAAGAGCGUCUGAGGCAAGAAAAUGAAGAGUUGAAGAAGCAAAUUGAACAGCUCCAGGAAGACAGAUGCAGUGAUGCCGAAGAACUGGUGCAUCUCCAAUGGGUGAACGCUUGCUUGCGGUACGAGCUGAGGAAUUUAGCACCCAGCCCUGGUAAAACAGUUGCUAGAGACCUAAGCAAAAGCCUAAGUCCGGAGUCGGAGGAGAAAGCCAAAAAGCUUAUACUUAAAUAUGCACACACUGAAGGAACAUGGGAUAGAGGGAUGAAUAGCAUGGAUUUUGACAGUGAUCAUUUGUCUUGCUCGCAAGCCUUCUAUGAUACCGACAACGGCCAAGUAGACGGUUCUGCUAAGAAAACCCCCAACUCAGGAAAAACCAGGUUUUUAAAGAAACUUGGGAGAUUAAUACUGGGAAAAGACGGUUCUGCAUUAUCAAGGAAAAGCGUUGCUGAUUCUCCGACUUGGAGUUCAGGUAGUGGGAAUGAUUUUGUAAACACGCUACAAAGCAAGAGUGAUAGGUGGUUUACUACAUCUCAUAGUUCAUCUGCUACCACAUUUGAUGUUGAUCAAGUCAAGGCCAUUGAUAAAUUCAGAAGGAACAGUGACCUGGGUUUGUAUGGAUAUAGAAGAUUGGGUUCAGGCAGGGAUGCUGCUCUAGAACCCCAACUCCAUCAAGGUUCACAAUAGGGGCUUUAAAACAGUAAGGAGGAUAGAUUCACAAUAGAGCAGCAAGCAUUAUGUAAUUUUUAGU